AUGCGUAACACCAUUCUCAUUGCCGCCUCGGCAGUUGGCCUGGCUGUAGCCACGACCAACUUCACGAUUGACCCGAACUCUGUCCAGUUGUCUACGCGAUCGAGCUGGUGCGCUGGCCAGGAAAAUACCUGCACCACCCUCUGCUCUGACAGCCCAACGGCAAACUCUUGCGACCCGAACAAAAGCGCGCCCGGCCUCCAGUACUACCUUCAGACCAUGCCUACCUACAUCUGCAAUGAAGCCUACGCCGAAUGUGUCAGCGAGAACCCGAACAACGCCACUGGCCAGUCUGCAUGCAAAUCGGACAUCCAGGACAACUGCGGUACCCUUGACCCCAGCAAAGCAGAUCUGAGCAGCGGAACGACAACUUCGGCCGCUGCUGCUUCUACUACUGCCUCGACCACUGGCUCGAACUCGGCCACCGCUGCUACCACUGCCUCUGCCAGCGCUGUGACUACCGCGAGCUCCAAGGCUGGUGCCAUGCCCACGAACAUGGCACACUAUGGUAGCGGUGUCGCCGCUGUGGCAGUCGGCCUUUUCGCCUACGUCCUGUAA
Grosmannia clavigera kw1407 is the source of this 555-nucleotide messenger RNA. RefSeq lists its product as uncharacterized. The transcript is spliced from 4 exons. Lineage: Eukaryota; Fungi; Ascomycota; Sordariomycetes; Ophiostomatales; Ophiostomataceae. Bases 1 to 555 code for a protein of 184 amino acids. The record is from RefSeq and is a predicted model, not a curated record.